Molecule: messenger RNA, 2505 nt
Organism: Andrographis paniculata
Lineage: Eukaryota; Viridiplantae; Streptophyta; Magnoliopsida; Lamiales; Acanthaceae
Product: putative late blight resistance protein homolog R1B-16
Exons: 4
Coding region: 1-2505 (834 amino acids)
Biological process (GO): defense response to other organism
Molecular function (GO): ADP binding
Source: RefSeq, a predicted model, not a curated record
AUGGCUGUAGCUGCUUAUGCAUCAUUGGUUUCUCUUACUCAUGUCCUCGACAACGUUCAUUACCGUGCUCAGCUUCGUCGCCUUCAUGUCGACAUAAAAAGGAUUAAAUCUCUCCAAGAAGGUGUCAAUUUCUUGUUGAAAAUCCUUGAAGUGAACCACAGAAGUAAAAGCCAGAAGGCUGGAGAUCUUUGGAGGAAAAUAUCUGAAGUUGACUAUAUCAAGAGGAAGUUAUCGAUGGUUGAAGAGGUCGUGGACGAGGUUGUGGUUGAAAAACAAACUAGAGUUUCUGUUCCUGCUGAUGGUUCUUCGACAGCUGCAUCCUCCAUUGGAAAGAAUGUGAUUGUUGGACUUGAAGAACACAUGUUCAAUAUUAAGGGUGAGCUAGCUAGAUAUGAAGGCAAUCUCCAAAUCAUCCCAAUUGUCGGCAUGGGAGGUAUUGGCAAAACUACUCUUGCUAAAAAACUUUAUGAAGAUAAAUAUUCCAUGGAACGCUUUGAUGUGCGCCUUUGGAUUACAAUUUCUCAGGAGUAUAGCGUCGAUGAGAUCCUUCUUGGUCUUAUCAAUGACGGAAAAGUAGAAAGACAUGGUGGAAAUUCAGAUGGGCCUGGGGAAAUAUUGCGCAAGGAACUCUAUGGCAGAAGAUACUUAAUUGUAAUGGAUGACAUAUGGACUCUUCAAGCUUGGUAUGAUUUAAGGAGGUUCUUUCCGGAUAAUGGUAAUGGAAGUCGGAUUCUUGUGACCACUAGGCUAUCACAAGUAGCCGGUUCAUUAGCCUCUCACGACCCGUAUCCAAUGACAUUUCUUGAUACAAAUACAAGUUGGAGUUUAUUUUGCCAAACUAUAUUUGGAAAAGAAAAAUUUUCACAUCCAGAAUUGGAGCAAAUCGGAAGGGUGAUUGUCGAAAAUUGUAGAGGGCUUCCUUUGCAAAUUACUGUUAUAGGAGGACUACUUGCAAAGUCUGGCAUGAAUAAAGAAUAUUGGGAAUCAGUUGCGGAAAAUAAUGAUUCGGAUCUAGUUCAUGGCCUAUUCGAAGUAGAAGGCGCUCUGAAAGAUUGCAGUCCGUUUGAUAAUGAUCGAGUUCCAUUGCUUCUUCGACCCGAACCGAAGAAUCCCUUAGAUAUGAUGCAAAAUGGAUCUUGUUCCAUCUUUGAUCAGAGAUUUCUCUAUGAAAAAUACGAAUCGGAGUUUGAAGAAGGGGAGGGGGAAAGAGCCCUCGACCCGCAACAGAUAGAGGAGGAUUUCUUCAAUCACAUAGUUUGGGCUCCUAGAAUAUGGCGCCCUUGGGGCUUUCUAUUUGAUUGUAUCGAAAGUCCCAAUGAAUUGGGAUUUCCCUAUUGGUCCAGGUCAUUUCGGGGCAAGCGGAUCAUUUAUGAUGAAGAGGAUGAGCUUCAAGAGAAUGAUUCGGAAGAACAUGAGAGCCUCAAGCCGUGUUUUCUCUACAUGAGAGCUUUUCGCGAAGAUGCUGAAAUUGAAGUCUCCAAUCUAAUCCGAUCAUGGGUCGACGAAGGUUUCAUAAUAAUGAAAGAAGAUAAAAGUUUGGAAGAACAUGCAGAGGAAUACUUGAAGGAUCUUAUUGAUAGAAAUCUACUUUUCGGGCGUGAACAAGAUGAAGGUACAAGGGAAAGUCUGAUAUUUAAGGAGUCAAAGAUGAAGAUUUUACCAUCUGAAAUAUGGGAGCUGCCGCAACUUAGAAUUAUUCACUUCAAGGAUUUUGCAUUUCCAAAGCCUCCAAAUGCUCGUGUCGAAGAGAAAGAUUUCUUCAUUCUCAAGAAUCUGCAAAUCCUUAGCUGUGUAAGGAAUUUUGAGCUCACUGAUGAGAUUCUCAGUCGAAUCCCAAAUUUGAAGGAACUACAAAUAAAGUAUGAUAAGCGUAUGGUAGUGUCGAAUACUUUUUUGAGUAAUCUUGCCGGAUUACAGAAACUCGAAAGACUAGUAGUCGACAAUACAUUGCAGAACAUUGGCUUUCCGAAUUCCCUCAAAUUAUUGUUUCUGAAGAGAUGCAGAAUUCCUUGGAGUGGUAUGUCAAUGGUUGGUUCAUUACCCAAUCUUGAAAUUCUUAUAUUGUGGGAUACUUCAGAAGGCUCUGAGUGGAAUUCAACCGAAGGCGAAUUUCUUCGAUUAAAAUUUUUUAUGAUUGUUGGUAGUGAUUUAGUACAUUGGAGAGCUGAUCGAAACCAUUAUCCUGUUCUUGAGAUGCUUUUACUGUCUAACUUACCUUCAUUGGAAGAAAUCCCUUCAGGUGUUGGAGAUAUACCGACAUUGCGCGAAAUUCAAUUAAAUUGUUGCAGUAAGUCAGCUGCGGAUUCGGCAUACCAAAUAUUAGAGGAACAACAAAGCAUGGGAAAUGAUAUCCUCAAGAUUGAAGUCUCUGAAGAUAUAGUUGAGGACACAGAUGAAGAUGAAGAUGACGAGUCUGAAGGCGACAAUGAAAAUAAAGAUGAAGACAAAGACAAAGAUGAAGAUGAAGACGAAGAUGAUGACUUUGAAGGUGAAGAUGAAGAUUAA